AGUAUACGGAGUCAGCCGUGUGUCGCAAUCAGUUCACUAAAAUAAGCUAUCUUGUUCACACACGAAGUGAAACGAUAGCUGUUUAACCGUGAUCGACCCAAGACCAGUGGCUACAUAAAUACACAAGAUAUUUAGGAUUCUAUGUUUAAGCAAGAUGGAGUAUAAUCCAAGGUCUCAUUUUGAUUUGUCUCUGAAUGUCAAUUCAGCUAAAGACAGACAAGAGGUAGAGACAAGAAUAACCAUUUUGAAAGGUUAUAUCAACGGAGACAUUGUAUCACUUAAAUUAGCUAAUAAACAUCUACUGGGUUUGCUGUAUUAUUAUAUCGGGCAACUUGACGAAUCCUAUGAAACAUUUAAAUCUAUUUUAAUUGAGGAUCCAAACAAUUUGAACGCCUUGUCAAAUCUGGCUUAUGUGUGUCGUGGAAUUUUAAGUAAAAGAGAAGCUGUAAAGUAUGAGAGUAAACGAAACCAAGUUGUUACCAAUGAGUUAAUAUUAGCGCGCUUCAAAGCAGAACAUGCGUAUGCGCACGCUUUUGAAAUCUACCGUAGUGUGCAUGAAUUACGAAGAUAUCACGAGUCCAAUGAAAUGUAUGAUGAAUGUCUGGACAAGACUUCUGGAAAGUCAGAAAUACAAAUUGAGAGAGCGGGAUGGAUGAUGUGUAAAGUUUGGAACUUAAAAAAACUAUUCAAUAGGAACUAUUUAAAAGAGCAAGCCCAGUUCAAAAAUUUGGAAAUGUAUAAUAACAUCAUUGACUUAUUGCUUCAGAUUCUGCGAAAUGUUCCAGAAGAUUCGACUCUGGGCGCUUUAGCAUGGGCAAAUUUUGGUUAUUUUUUCUGGAAGAAGCCAAGCAUGCCAUCUCAUAAAACGGGGUGCGAUGAUAUGACCGGUAUUGAAAAACCAAGCACGAUUAAAGGCACGGAAAUUGAAAAAUUCUAUGAUGACCCAAAUAGCUGCUUUGUAAAGGCGUUGGAGAUAAGCGAAAACAAGGAGGUGCUGGAAUUGUAUGGAAGUUGGCUUUUGCACAAGGCACACUUCGAUGCAGCUGUGGAUAAAUUUUCGCGGUCCAUCAAACUGGAUUGUUCUGACAGUAACUAUUUUUCUUACUCUAAACGUGCAGAAUGUCUCUUAACAAAAUGUCAAAAGGAGGAUACAGCUCUUGAUGAACUCAUUAACGCUGUUGAAAGCUCGGCCGAUAUAACCCAGGAUUUGGAACUUGCUGUAAAAGAUUUUGUGCUUGUUGUUCGGGUAAACCCUUCUGCUUACAGCUAUCGCCAACUAGGACGCUGUUUUCUUUUGCUCUCCAAAGGUGGAAAAGACGAAAGAAUACGGGUAAAGGCCCUUGCAGCAUACCAGAAAGGCUUGACAUGUUUGGAUGGUAGAAAAGACUCGUAUCUUCAUUUAGAACAUGCUGAAUGCUUAAAGGCACUAGAAGAGGAUACACAGGCCAUGGCUAGUAUGCAGAGAUCUGUGGAAAACCAAAACCCACAAUCUACCUUUGUUCGGGAUAUACAAACCUUAAUAACAUGGUACAUAGAGUUGUGGGAAGAUGGGGACACAGAUAUUAUCCCCGAAGCAGCUUUCUGGUUCAAAAUGGCUUUCUCAAAAUACAACAGGAAAACAUUUAAGACAAUGACCGUGACAAUGACCGUGGCAGAUAUCGACUUCUUCUCAAAACUAUUUGGGUAUUUAUGGAAAGAGAGUAGUACACAGUUUGAAGAAUUUGUUUUAGAUGUUUUGAACGCCAUUGAAGAUUCCCCAUCCAUUUCUGUCCUUCGCCAGUUUUUAUCUUCUUGUCGGUGUGCAGGAGCUGAAACUUCUGCCAAGGAAAUCAAAGCACCCGGUGCCAUGCAACCGAGGAAUAAGAAGGGUUUCGAGUAUGAUUUUUUUAUAGUACAUAGUAGCCUAGACGCAAGUUGUGUUAAAUAUAGCCUUUUGCAUCAUUUGGAAAUCAUUCGAAAUUUUAAGGGUUUAAUUGAUAUCAGGGAUUUUGAACCCGGAAAGACUAUUUUUCAAAAUAUCGAUGAAGCUAUACGUCGUAGUUACAAGGUUAUUUUGUAUAUUACUGAUAAUUUUACAAAGAGCCACUGGUGCAAUCAUGAAUCCCAAGCAGCUCUAACACACGCACUAGCUAAUCACAAGAGCAAUCGUAUUAUACCAAUUCGGGAAGGUAAAACACAAGUUCCUGACUUCCUAUUGAAUUUAACGAAUCUCAAUAUAGAAGAAGGUGUCCUAGGUGGAACUGAUUUGGAGAGACUAGUUCAAGCCCUUGACAACUGAGCACAAUUCCUAAUAACACAACUUUAUAGCGUAUUAUGGUCAACGUUUCAAUACUAUGGCGGCUGAUUGGUAUCAUGUCGUGAUGUCAUAAGGCGACAACCCGACAUCACGACAUUAUAACCCGACACCACGACAACCCGACAUCACGACAUCAUGACAAUUUUAACCCGACACUACGACAUUUUCACCCGACACCACGGCAUUAAGAAUGUCGUAAUGCCGCGUAAAAAUGUCGUAUUGUCGCAUAAAAAUGUCGGGUUGUCGUGGUGUCGUGAUGUCGGGGUGUCGACUUUAUUUAUCAAUGUGGGGGUUGGAUGGCUGAAUGGUUAGCGUGCGCGCGCUGUAUCAUACAGUCAGUCAUUGAGUCGACUGGCGUGGUUUCGAAUCCCCGGUUGUACGUGGCAAGGAGUAGGGUCGCGUGUCCAACCUCGUGGGUUUUCUCCGGGUCCUCCGGUUUCCUCCCACUACUAAAGACCCCUAAGCGAAUUAUGUAAAUAAAAUUAAACCAUAUGUUAGUCCCGAAAUGACCUAGUUUGUGUCGAGUGGACGUUAAACAGCAUUUCGUAAUGUCGUGGUGUCUGGUGAAAAUGUCGUAGUGUCGGGUUAAAAAUGUCGUGAUGUCGGGUUGUCGUGGUGUCGGGUUAUAAUGUCGACAUCAAGACAUGAUACCAAUCAGCCACCAUACAAUAUCCUUAAAUGUAUCUUUAUCAAACAAUGGUCAAAAGUGAAUUCAACCAGUAGUGCAUACAAUGCAGUUAAACAAAUCAUUCAAUCAAUUCAAAAAAAAUUGCACAUCUUCCGUGUCUUUCCUUCUUAUUUACUUAUUAACAUCCUUUUGUUUGAACGAUUUUCAUCAGGGUUUAACGUCCUACUUUUCUGCACCAAUCGGAAUAAUGAAGAUGGUAGAUAAAUGUCUUUUGUAAUUGUAUUAUAAAUGUAUGUUGUGUAUUUAUAUUUUCGAUGUAAACAUACGGUAAGUGUAAAAAAAAACUUUCUGUGUGAUGAAAGCAUAAAAUAUUGUUAUUGCAGUAAUAUUUAUAUAAUUGUUACUGUAACAUAAUCGAGACGCAACGAAGGCGAGACGUAACGCGGCGCUAAUGUGAUUUUGACAUUUACUAUGUGUUAUCUUCGUGAUCUCGGGAUAUUAAUUGAGAUUUGCAAUAUUAAAGUGUAUCUCUUAAACGAGAUCUACAAUCAGACUCCUCAUAUGGUGGAGGGCUGAAGGGGGGGGGGGCACUUCUUGGGAGCGGCAAAUUAUCUAAGUGCAUACCAAAAAUAUGGACUAUUUAUGAACAGGCUGAGAUAGCGAAUCGCCGGCCUUCGUUUUCCCUAAAUCUGUGUAAACCAGUUCAUAUUUCAGCAGAAGAGAGGGUAGAAAGUAGAAUUAUGAUUUUUUCAAGAUAUAGGGUUUUCGAUCAAAUGUAGAGUUGAAGGGGAAAUAAGCAUAAUUUUUUUAUGUAAGUUGAUUUAAUAAAUAGUUAUUUAUAUUAAGUGUUAAAACAAAUAAAAUCUUCACA
Messenger RNA from Patella vulgata (common limpet), 3795 nucleotides. Its product is annotated as tetratricopeptide repeat protein 22. The transcript is spliced from 2 exons. Gene Ontology annotation, biological process: signal transduction. Bases 155 to 2278 code for a protein of 707 amino acids. The record is from RefSeq and is a predicted model, not a curated record. Gene Ontology annotation, molecular function: protein binding. NCBI's taxonomy places the organism in Eukaryota, Metazoa, Mollusca, Gastropoda, Patellidae.